Molecule: messenger RNA, 1427 nt
Organism: Paramecium pentaurelia
Lineage: Eukaryota; Ciliophora; Oligohymenophorea; Peniculida; Parameciidae
Source: the annotation of a GenBank genome assembly
AUGUUUGAAGAAUUUAACCUUUCUGAUGCAGAUUCUUACAUUCAAAAGCCACCAAGAGGACGUAUUUAUUAAGAACGUUAAUGUAUAUAUAACAUUUAUGUUUAGCAACAAGUUAAGAAAGACUAGAAACACAACAAUAAUAUUAAUAAUUUUAAAAGUUUUAUGAAUCAUGUUAGAAUAUACAAAUUGAUUUCAUUUAUCUUAGGGAAUACUUUAACAUUCCUUUUCAUGAUAAUCUAAACGAUUAAGAAAUUUUUAAAAUUCAAAAAAAAAUAUAUAGUAGACGAUUCUCUAUAAAUCAAAAAAAAAGUUGGAGUUUAGAUGAAAAAAAAGUAUUAGUUUGGGUUGUUGGAAAGUAUUGUUAACUUAAUUAGAAAAAUUGUAGAUUUUUGGAUAAUAAUGAUUUUAAUGAGAUUGGCAAAUAUCUUCUUAGAAGAAAUGUUGACAAUAUUAGACAAAAGUGGUUGUCUAUGUUAAAAACAUCAUUGGUAUCUCAACCAUUUACAUAAGAAGAGGAUCAAUAAAUUAUAAUACUCUAUGAAAAAUAUAAAAAUAAAGAUAAUAAAUGGAAAUUGAUAGCAAAUGAAAUAAAUAACAAUAAUUUGAUAUAUAGAACAUGUAAACAACUUAGAGAGAGAUGGAUUAAUUAUUUAGAUCCUACUUUAUUAAAAAUUAAAGAUCCUUGGACUGAUAGAGAAGAUCUAGAAUUAAUUUAUCAAAUUCAAUAAAAAGGUAAAAAGUGGACUGAAAUUGCUAAAAAUUUAAAAAGAAAUGAAAAUUAAGUUAAAAAUCGAUUUAAUUGUCUUCUUAAAAGGGAGGAUGUAUAAGAUGAUCUAAAUAAAUUGAUUGAUAAAGUUUUAUGGAAAAUCAGCAAGUAACCAGUAGUGAUACAACAAGAAAAUUAAGAUAAACCUGUAUUAUCAUCAAAUUCUUAACAUUAAAGUUUGAUUUUAACAAUAUCAAAUAUUGAAUCUUUAAAAAAAGAUGAAAUUCAUUAACUAACACCUUGUAUGGUAAAUUUAAAAACAAACUAAAUUUAUUUUACUCCAAUUCAUAUAUUGUAAGGUUUACUAAAAAUUGAACAAUUAGAUUUUCAAGAUGAAUUUGAAUUAGCAAAAAAAGAUAUUGAAAAAUUUGAAUAAAUGCCUCAUCAAUUUUUUCAUUCUUUAUCUAUAAUAAGUGAAGAAUAUUCUAUUCCACAAAACUACUAAUAAUAAAUUUAACACAAUAUCAAAUCUUUGUCAGAAUUAUCUAACUUUGAAUCUCCCUUAAUACCUAAAUACCCUGAAAAUAAUGGUAUCUUUAAUCAAAUAAGAAUCUUCACUUCUUUAAAAAAAAAAUACUUUAAGCAUCGCACUGAUUUUACUAUUCCUUCAAUAGCUAAUAAAAGUCCUUGGAGAUCAUUGCCAAUAUUGAUUAUGUGCUGA